Messenger RNA from Neodiprion fabricii, 3177 nucleotides. RefSeq names its product elongation factor Tu, mitochondrial-like. Gene Ontology annotation, biological process: mitochondrial translational elongation. Gene Ontology annotation, cellular component: mitochondrion. The transcript has 6 exons. NCBI's taxonomy places the organism in Eukaryota, Metazoa, Arthropoda, Insecta, Hymenoptera, Diprionidae. Bases 87 to 1496 code for a protein of 469 amino acids. The record is from RefSeq and is a predicted model, not a curated record. Gene Ontology annotation, molecular function: translation elongation factor activity; GTPase activity; GTP binding.
GGUAUAUUUACGUAACAACCUCUCCCUCCGCGAGUCGGCAGUUCUACCGGUCUUAUUGGAAAUCAAAGUUUCUUGGUUAGAAAAUCAUGGCGUUGGUUUCUGCUAGAGCAAUUUUCAGUCCAGUUCUCCGGCAGACGGUGAAACAAAUUAUCGGGAACCAUCAACUGACCAAAUACCGACAUGGCCGGCUCUGUGCAAGACUUUUAUUACCCACAGUAACAGCCCAGAGAUUUUAUGCCGAGAAAAAAGUAUUUCUCAGGGACAAGCCGCAUUGCAAUGUUGGAACCAUUGGCCACGUUGAUCAUGGCAAAACCACACUCACCGCAGCCAUCACCAAAGUACUCGCUGAGAAGGAAAUGGCCACCGCAAAGGCGUACAAUGAGAUCGACAAUGCGCCGGAGGAAAAGGCACGUGGAAUUACUAUUAAUGUAGCCCACAUUGAGUACCAAACUGAGAAUCGUCAUUAUUCACACACGGACUGCCCUGGACACGCUGAUUACAUAAAAAAUAUGAUCACUGGAACCUCUCAGAUGGACGGUGCCAUUCUCGUCGUCGCUGCCACCGAUGGUGCCAUGCCCCAAACAAGGGAACACUUGCUUCUCGCUAAACAAAUCGGCAUCAACUACAUUGUCAUUUUUAUCAACAAGGUUGACGCAGCUGAUGAGGAAAUGGUUGAGUUGGUGGAGAUGGAAAUUCGCGAACUCAUGACAGAGAUGGGAUAUGACGGAGAAAAUGCGCCGAUCAUAAAGGGAAGCGCACUCUGUGCUCUUGAAGGAAAAAAACCUGAAAUUGGGUCUGAAUCAAUUACAAAGCUCCUCGAGGAAGUAGACAGGUACAUUCCUACUCCUGUUCGCGACCUGGAUAAGCCAUUCCUACUUCCAGUCGAACAAACCUAUUCCAUACCGGGCCGAGGGACUGUUGUAACAGGUCGAUUGGAGCGUGGAGUCCUGAAGAAGGGAAAUGAGUGUGAGUUGGUUGGUUAUGGUAAAGUUCUUAAAACUGUGGUAACAGGAGUAGAAAUGUUCCGGCAAAUAUUGGAAGAGGCUCAGGCGGGAGAUCAGCUUGGAGCUCUUAUCCGAGGUGUUAAGAGGGAUGAUGUUAGAAGAGGCAUGAUACUUGCAAAACCUGGAACCGUCAAAGCACAGGAUCAGGUCGAGGCUCAAAUUUACGUUCUCAGCAAGGAAGAAGGGGGCAGGGCUAAGCCAGUUCUCAACUUCAUGCAAUUACAAAUGUUUUCAAAAACGUGGGAUUGUGCUACCCAAGUGCAAAUCCUUGAGAAGGAUAUGGUCAUGCCAGGAGAGGACACAAAGCUUCUACUGAAACUAUUUAAGCCAAUGGUAUGCGAACAAGGUCAACGGUUUACGAUACGAGAUGGAAUUGUAACUCUGGGAACAGGUGUCAUUACAAAAAUAUUGCCACCUCUGAAUGAAACUGAAAGGUUGGCACUUACUGAAGGAAAGAAGGCCCGUGAGAAGAAAUUAGCGAAAGCGAAUUAAUUUAGCAGUAAUACCGAACACACAUUCACAUUGUUAUCACUUUAAAGCUAGAAGGCAAUCCUAAAGGUAAAGGAGAUAUUGACCCAUCUGCCCGUUUCCAUUAUAGUCUGUUGGUGUUGUUAAUGAUCAGUAUAACGAUUACCCAACACUCAGUAAUAAUGUAACAGAAGAGCAUCUUUAGCUAAUUGAUUUCUCUCAAAAGUUCGAUCACGAUUUUUUAAAGCAAAAUUAAACAAUACAUCAAAUAACGACAUUAAUAUGCCUUCUAGUUAUACGUUUUACAUGCAUUUCACUUUAAGGUUUCGUGUUCUGUCAGCGCGUAUAACUGAUAUUACAAAAAAAUGUGAUUCUCGAGAGUGACAUUCGUACCAUUGAACUUUGGAAGAAUGGUAAAGCAUGACUCCAAUUAUACCAUGAAACAUGAACCGAAUGUUGUUACUUUGAAGCUCCAGAUGUCCAGCCGUUUUUUUUUUUUUUACAUUUUCUUGUAAGUAAAACCAUUUUAAUUAUCAUACCGCUAGUGUAAGUAGUACCUGUAGAUAUUAUCGUCAAUAAAAUUGAGAAGAAAAUGUUCGGAUCGGUUUUCCUCAGCGAAUUUUUCAUUCAACCACAGCAAGCAACAUCUAAAUACUGAAAUAACAAUAAAUGGUAAAUGAAAAUGAAAAACGCAGAAGAAUCAGUUUCAUUGUUGAUUUAUUUAUUUCACAUGUAUUAGCGGUGUAAUUUUCUCUUCGCACAAAUCCUUCUCUAUUGAUUGAUAACGAAAGGAAGAAUUGUUCGAAAUUACAACGUUCAAAAAUUCAAUACUACUACAUAAUGUAAUGUUUGAGGUGAUGUUAACAUUGUUACAAAAAGAAGUAAUCGAAAUUUUCCACACAGUUUGUGAAAAGAAGUCUGUCACACAAAUUUUCUAUUUACGUUAAUCAAAGAAAAUAAAAAUAAAAAACGAAUAGAAUAAAUUAACUGGUUCGAGUACACAAGAAAAAAGAACUGUAGGUAAUUUUUGUUACAAUUUAAAUUCAAGCCGAACAAAGCAUACAUACACUUUCGCUUAUAAAAAUAGUAAACAGUCCUCAAGAACGUGGAAAGACGCAAACAUACUCUGUCCAUACGAGUACAAUUCAUGGAACGAUAUUACAUAGUUUAGUAAUUAUUUAUUAAUAAUCUACCCUUUCAAGCACACACUCGCAGACAACAGACAAUCCCUAAAGUAGCCGGUUACUCCCAAUAAAUACCAUUGUUACUUUUUUUUUUGAACCAUUCUUCUUGUAAUUUUAAAUUCAGUUUAGUUCACAGUGAGCUAACACGCAUUCUUAUGCAAUCGAAGGACGUUUUCUUUGCAAAAGUAUCUUUCGUGUAUAUUACGAUUCAUGUUAUAAUUAAUCCUUGUCAUUAAAAAUAAGUCAAGAAUUUAACACAUGUUUCAGUAUACGGUUCUAAUUUUGAAAAUAAAGCAAAACGAUUGAUUAUUAAAUAAGUUAAAUGUAUUUUAGUAUCCACAAAUACAACAAUUGUAACCAGCAUACAAGAAAAAAAAUGAUUGCAGAAAAAAGUAGACGUUAAAAAUUAUGCAGUCGAUGCAUUAUUCACAAUAAAAAAUUUUAAAGUGAAUAAUCACAAAAAUAUCCAACUUUAAAACGCGCUAAUUUCAUAAUCGAAUAACUACAAUGUUAUCAGAAUA